CACAAUCAGUCUAAUUGGCAGCUCACGCCAGCACUCCAUAAAAGUUUGGCUGCUCAGAAUUUUGUCCAGUGACUUGGCAUGCUAAAUCAUUGGACUAAAAUGCAUUGGGAAAAGGAAAAGAUCAAGGAAGCUACCGCAGCAUGGUGGCGCUGCCCACGUGGGGUCACGCCUGCACUCAAUACGGAGACCGGGGGUUCGCACUGGCUUUGCAGACCACCAUGUCCGUUCAUGGAGGAAAGGACAGUCAGACAGGAGGCGAGGACAUCCCCCCCUUAGCUGAGAGAGAGAGAGAGAGGGGAGGAUAGAGAGACGCCAUCGGGCGCGUCGUGCACAUUCAUCAGUUGCCCUCCCGGCGGGAUUGUGUACUCACACACUCACCAAGCCUGAGCCAGCGCAGGAGAGCGACAAGCCGGCAGACAAGUGCCUUCCGACUCAUCUGCCUGCGGUUCUGCACUCAAUCUGCUGGGUUUUCUGGGCCCGUCAGAGUCUCAAGUGCGGACUUCCCAGGCCAAGGACGCCGUUCACUGCUCGGCUACCUCCGUCCUCCGUAUCCUAGUGGUCCUUUCCAUGCGGGAGUCCUCGCCUCCGCACAUUAAGCCUGAUGUUAAGGACUAACAGAUCCAAUCAUCUGUGAGCGGGAAAGACGUCGCCGCCUACUUUCCCAACCCGUCAUGGGCCAACGCAAUCAAUAAUGUUUUAUUGAGCCGAGGCGGGUUCUGAGAGAUUAAAACGUGCAGAAGGAUGAGCUACAGGUGGUGAACCCCCAAAGAGGCCUCCGAGGCUAGAAUCCCGCCGUCCUGACAGAGACGUUCAAAGCCCACCUUUUCCCAUGUCAUUGACUUACUCAUCCUCAUCCGCAACACCCGGGCGAGCUCAUAACCGCACUUGCUGGAUAUACGUCACUCUUGGCCUGCUCCCUGCUACAAAAUGGCAGUGAACGUGACCCCUAUCCGGGACACAAAGUGGCUGACUUUGGAGGUUUGUCGGGAAUUCCAAAGAGGGACGUGUUCGCGGCCGGACAACGAGUGCAAGUUUGCCCACCCCGCCAAGAGCUGUCAAGUGGAGAACGGCAGAGUCAUCGCCUGCUUUGACUCCCUCAAGGGUCGGUGUUCUCGGGAUAACUGCAAGUAUCUGCACCCCCCUCCACACCUGAAGACCCAGCUGGAGAUCAAUGGAAGGAACAACCUCAUCCAGCAGAAGAACAUGGCCAUGCUGGCCCAACAGAUGCAGAUCGCAAACGCCAUGAUGCCUGGCACCCAGCUGCAGCCUGUGCCCAUGUUUUCAGUCACGCCAAGCCUUGCAACCAAUGCCAACGGUGGUGCCGCUGCAGCAUUUAACCCAUACCUUGGCCCAGUGUCGCCCGGUUUGAUGCCUGCUGAGAUCCUGCCCAGUGCCCCGGUACUGUUCACCAGCAACGCAAGCGUCCCAGUCCCGCUCGGCACUGCUGCACAGAAACUGAUGAGAACGGACAGACUGGAGGUAUGUCGGGAAUACCAGAGGGGCAACUGCACUCGCGGCGAAAAUGACUGCCGUUUCGCCCACCCGGCAGACAGCACCAUGAUCGACACCAAUGACAACACGGUCACGGUGUGCAUGGACUACAUUAAAGGUCGCUGCUCUCGAGAGAAGUGCAAGUACUUUCACCCUCCAGCUCACCUGCAGGCCAAAAUAAAAGCAGCCCAACAUCAAGUCAACCAGGCUGCGGCUGCUGCAGCCAUGGGGCUCCCGCCUGUCCUGCCCCCUUUACCAAAGAGACCUGCACUUGAAAAAGCCAACGGUGCCACCGCCAUGUUCAACACUGGUGUAUUCCAGUACCAACAGGCUCUGGCCAACAUGCAGUUCCAGCAACAGGCUGCCUUCAUCCCAUCAGGCUCGAUAUUGUGCAUGACGCCUGCAACAAGUGUUGGUCGGCAUGCAAAUGAGGCUGUGGUUCUUUCCCUCCAAAGUAUCCAUGAUGCACGGUGCUACUCCGGCCACUGUGUCUGCCGGCACCACAUCUGCCACAAGUGUUCCCUUUGCAAGCGCCUCGUCCAAUCAGAUUCCCAUCAUUUCUGCAGACCAUCUGACUAGUCACAAAUAUGUCACCCAGAUGUAGGAGCCUCAAUAAGAACAGUGGAACUGCAGAGCAAGACUAGUGAUUCAACAAAGCAAAAGAAUGCAAUGGUGAAACUACACCUGGACAAAAAGAGGCGGGUCUGCUCCAAUCUCAUUCACGCUGCAUACAUUUAAAGGGGGCGGGGCUACACGUUAAUUCACCGGGCACACUUUGAAUGUCAACGUGGAGCGACUGAGACGAGCAGAGGGCGGCGAGCUCUACGUCACGGAGGAGAAACGAUGGCGUCUUUUGUAUGUUUUUGUUCAUGGGUUGUCGUCUCUCAUGUGUUUACACAAAGGUGCACCUUAUAUUUGAAUUGAAGAGGAGACGAAGAAUGGGACUGUGUCACUCAUGCAUGUGCGGCGACGGCGUGCGAGUACGUUGUUAAUGCAAGUGGGAGUCGAGUAAAAGGCCAUAUUUUGCCAACACGUCAAUAGAACUCUUAUCAGCGGUCAUGCAAAGCAAUGAGUUUCCCUUUAAGGCAUCAGUUUGUGUUUGUCAUCACGACCCAUCACUGCUGAUCCAAAAUCCUCCAAUCUUCCACCAAAUGUUACUCUCCUGAAUUCCCAAGAAUCCCCUCAUGGCGGUGAUAAGUAACCAGUUGCCAAGACAACUGCUGUGUGGUUUGUUUUUACUUCUGACGGAUUCUGUGUUAUUAGGAAUUUGUGUUGACCAGACUUUAAGUUUUUGGCCAAAGUGUUUUGUUGUGUUGACGUUUUGUGGGUCAACUAGUUUUUUGGGAGCGUCACCAAGGUUCAAAGAAGAUCUCUUUACUAAGUUUGGCGUAUUUGAUGGGCAGGGUGAGAAAUGUGACGGUUGUGUUCCUCAUCGGAAGCCUUAGAGCAGGGGUGUCAAA
This is a messenger RNA of Entelurus aequoreus (snake pipefish), 2951 nucleotides long. Its product is annotated as muscleblind-like protein 1. NCBI's taxonomy places the organism in Eukaryota, Metazoa, Chordata, Actinopteri, Syngnathiformes, Syngnathidae. The transcript has 12 exons. The record is from RefSeq and is a predicted model, not a curated record. Gene Ontology annotation, molecular function: metal ion binding. The coding region runs from base 928 to 2070 and encodes 380 amino acids.